Lolium rigidum is the source of this 1999-nucleotide messenger RNA. Its product is annotated as 4-coumarate--CoA ligase 4-like. The transcript is spliced from 6 exons. The coding region runs from base 63 to 1745 and encodes 560 amino acids. Gene Ontology annotation, molecular function: CoA-ligase activity. The record is from RefSeq and is a predicted model, not a curated record. NCBI's taxonomy places the organism in Eukaryota, Viridiplantae, Streptophyta, Magnoliopsida, Poales, Poaceae.
UCCCGGCCGCCAUUCCUUCAGCUCCGACCAAAGAUUUCCAUCCGGCGCCGGCGGCGAGAUCCAUGGGCUCCAUCGCGGCAGACUCGGCGCCGGGGGCGCCGGCGGAGCUGGUGUUCCGGUCCAAGCUCCCGGACAUCGAGAUCCCGACCCACCUGACGCUGCAGGACUACUGCUUCGAGCGCCUGCCGGAACUCGCCGCGCGCGCCUGCCUCAUCGACGGCGCCACCGGCGCCGCGCUCACCUACGGCGAGGUGGACGCGCUCUCGCGCCGCUGCGCGGCCGGGCUGCGCCGCCUCGGCGUCGGCAAGGGCGACGUGGUCAUGGCGCUGCUCCGCAACUGCCCCGAGUUCGCCUUCGUGUUCCUCGGCGCCGCCCGGCUCGGCGCCGCCACCACCACCGCCAACCCGUUCUACACGCCCCACGAGAUCCACCGCCAGGCGACCGCGGCCGGGGCCAGGGUCAUCGUCACCGAGGCCUGCGCCGUCGAGAAGGUGCGCGCGUUCGCCGCCGAGAGAGGGGUGACCGUCGUCUCCGUCGACGAGGGCGUCGACGGGUGCCUCCCGUUCGUCGAUACUCUCCUCGGAGAAGACGGCGACGGCGGGGAGCGGUUCGUCGACGAGGUGGUCGACCCCGACGACGUGGUCGCGCUGCCGUACUCGUCCGGCACCACCGGCCUACCCAAGGGCGUCAUGCUCACCCACCGCAGCCUCGUCACCAGCGUCGCCCAGCAGGUGGACGGUGAGAACCCGAACCUGCACUUCAGCUCGUCCGACGUGCUGCUGUGCGUGCUUCCGCUGUUCCACAUCUACUCGCUCAACUCGGUGCUCCUGGCGGGGCUCCGCGCCGGGUGCGCGAUCGUGAUCAUGCGCAAGUUCGACCACGGCGCGCUGGUGGACCUGGUGCGCGCGCACGGCGUCACCGUGGCGCCAUUCGUGCCGCCCAUCGUGGUGGAGAUCGCCAAGAGCGCGCGGGUGACCUCCGCGGACCUGGCGUCCAUCCGGCUGGUCAUGUCGGGGGCGGCGCCAAUGGGCAAGGAGCUGCAGGACGCGUUCAUGGCCAAGAUCCCCAACGCCGUGCUCGGCCAGGGAUAUGGGAUGACCGAGGCCGGCCCCGUGCUGGCCAUGUGCCUGGCCUUCGCCAAGGAGCCAUUCGCGGUCAAGUCCGGCUCCUGCGGCACCGUCGUCAGGAACGCCGAGCUCAAGAUCGUCGACCCCGACACCGGCGCCUCCCUUGGCCGCAACCUGCCGGGGGAGAUCUGCAUCCGCGGCAAGCAGAUCAUGAAAGGUUACCUAAAUGAUCCGGAGGCCACAAAGAACACCAUCGACAAGGACGGUUGGCUGCAUACUGGUGACAUUGGUUAUGUCGAUGAUGACGACGAGAUCUUUAUUGUCGACAGACUGAAGGAGAUAAUCAAAUAUAAGGGAUUCCAAGUACCUCCGGCAGAACUUGAAGCCCUUCUCAUUACGCACCCUGAAAUCAAGGAUGCUGCUGUCGUAUCGAUGCAAGACGAACUUGCUGGUGAAGUUCCGGUUGCGUUUGUUGUGCGGACUGAGGGUUCAGAGAUCAGCGAAAACGAGAUCAAGCAGUUCGUUGCAAAAGAGGUUGUCUUCUACAAGAGGAUCUGCAAAGUGUUCUUCGCAGAUUCCAUUCCAAAGAGUCCUUCCGGCAAGAUCCUCAGGAAGGACCUGAGAGCAAAGCUCGCCGCAGGCAUUCCCGGCAGUGAUACCACACAGUCCAAAAGCUAAAUCAGAUAUAUUGUUUCCCAACCUUACACACCUCUGUCCAACACCAUGUAAUGUUCUUCAUAUAAACGGAAAUUAUUACAUAUAGAAGGGCCGAUUCUUUUUACUAGAUGUGUCCAACAUAUGAUAUGUUUGUUAGGCCGAUGAUGUGUAACCUGUCAUGUAUAGAUACCGCCUUUUUUUUGACAAGAAAGGCUGAUUAUAAUGUAUACCGUGAGCUGAAUAUUUGUUCAGGGAGAUCAGGAUUCGGUUGCCAA